UUCCGAUUUAUUACUUCGUUCUCCCUCUUUCUCUUUUUCUCUCCUUUGACGUGAAGCGAACAAAGAGGCGAGAGCACCUCUUCUCUCUCGGGGUCUCCGGCUGAGACUAUCCUCUGCGAGUCUCCAUCUCUCCCUCUCCACCUUCUACGCGUUUUCUCAGACAUGUGCAGCAGUCUAAAUGACCAAUACUGAACUGAAGUUAAUCGGAACACUUGAUGGAUGAUGACUGUCCCAAUGGAUAAUGCUUCUGCCAUCACGCCAGCUGAUCUUGCUCAACGCCUUUAUGACAAGAAUGUCGAGUUGGGAAAGAAAUUUAAGAAGUCAGUCAACUCAAAAAUCCCAUCAGACCCUAUUAGAUGGAGACAGAUGCGCCAGAACUAUGAAGCAAUAAUCCUUGCAGAUAGUGAUUUUUCUGAAUCCCAUGAAAUAGAACACUUAUUGUGGCAGUUGCACUAUAGAUGCAUUGAGGAGUUUCGAGCUCGCUUGCGCAGCAGUUCAACUACUGCAACUGCUGUUCAGGCACAAGGAGGAGGUGAAGCUUAUGUUCGACGUGAAUCAAGAAAUGAAAUUCAUUCCUUUUUCAAGAGCUUUCUUACUGAGGCCACUGGCUUUUAUCAUGAUCUUAUUCUCAAGAUCAAGUCAAAACAUGGCUUGCCAUUGGAUCAUUUAUCUGAUGGCAUUGACAAUGAAAUGAAAGAUGAGAAGACAUCCACUGACAAGAAGAAAAGUUUCAUGUCCUGUCACCGAUGCCUUAUAUACUUAGGUGAUCUUGCUCGAUAUACAGAACUUUAUGGAGAAGGAGAAUUAAGUAACCGAAACUAUGCUGUUGCAUCAAGUUAUUACACACAAGCUGCAUCAAUGUGGCCUAGCAGUGGCAACCCUCAUCAUCAGCUUGCUAUAUUGGCUUCGUAUUUGGGAGAAGAUUUGAUGAUAGUAUACAGGUACUUCCGAAGUCUGGCAGUUCAAAGCCCUUGCUCAACAGCAAGAGAUAACCUCAUUAUUUUAUUUGAGAAGAAUCGUCAAAGUUACACUCAGCUUCUCUCAUAUGCCAAGUCGUCUUCAAUCAAGAUGCCCAAUGCUAGAAUUUCUGGGAAAGGAAGAGGUAGAGGGGAAACACGGCUUUUGGCUCGAGAUCAUAAGAAGGAAGUUCUCAAUUACAAGGAAAAAGCAAUUGGGAAUUCAAAUACAUACAAAAACUUCUGCAUCCGGUUUGUGAGACUCAAUGGGAUUCUCUUUACACGUACUAGUCUUGAAACAUUUGCAGAAGUUUUUGCAUCAGUAAUCAAUGAUCUGCACACACUGCUGUCAUCUGGACCUGAAGAAGAACUUAGCUUUGGUGCAGAUAUUGCUGAGAAUGCUCUUGUGAUUGUUCGACUUAUUGCUAUUCUCAUCUUUACUGUUCACAAUGUGAAUAAAGAUAUUGAGGGACAAUCAUACGCAGAAAUCUUGCAACGCUCUGUUCUGCUCCAGAAUGCAUUUGUCGCGGCAUUUGAGUUUGUUGGUCACAUUUUGAAGAGAUGUCUAGAGUUAAAAGAUGUCUCUUCUAGCUAUCUUUUGCCUUCUGUUUUGGUCUUCAUUGAAUGGCUGGCAUGUCAUUCAGAUAUUGCUGGUAGCAUCGAUGCUGAGGAAAAACAGGUUGCUGCGAGAUCCUUUUUCUGGAGGGAGUGUAUUUCCUUCUUGAACAAGCUUAUAGAGAAUGGGCUGGUCUCUGUGGAUGGUGGUGAUAGUGAUGCCUGUUUUUAUGAUACAAGCGUGUAUGAUGAAAACGAGCCUGGUGGUCGUGUGGCAUUAUCUGAAGAUUUUGAACUUAGAGGAUUUCUACCUCUUCAACCUGCACAUCUCAUAUUAGAUUUCUCAAAGAAGCAUAGUGCUGGCAUUGAUAAGGCAAAAGUUGCCCGUGUUCAGAGGAUCUUUGCUGCCGGUAGAGCUCUUAUGGGAGUGGCUCAAAUUGAUCAGCAAGGUGCUUAUUUUGAUGACAAGCUGAAGAAGUUUGUUAUAGGGGCUGAAGCCCAGAUCUCUGAAGAAGUGGCUCCUACCUUCCCAGAUACAUCCAAACCUGCUGCUAAUAUGGAGUCAUUGGUGGAUGAUGUCAAGGGCUUGCAAGCUUCUAUAUCUAAUUGUCAGCUGCUUGGUGAAGUAGAGGAAGAAGACGAGGUAAUUGUUUUCAAGCCCACAGUAGCUGAAAAACGAGCUGAUAUGAAUUCCCUGAAGUCUGUUAUCGAUAAUCAUUUGUCUGCUGAGAUUCUUUUGAAGGGUGGGUUAGGAACAAAUGUUCCUGUCCAGACUUCUUUGGUGCAGCCAACAUAUAAUGUUGAUGCAAGGCCUCCCUCAGCAUCUAUGGGUUUCAUUGAAGGCCAAGUGCAACCAUCCAAUUCCACUGCAUGGCUUCUUGAACCACAGCUGUCUGCAGUUAACAGGAUGACUGACUUUAUGGUCGCUGGAAAUGGAUUUUCAGAUGAUCUGGGGGUUUCACAUCCCAUGUCGUUUGCCCCUUCCUUAUCAGGGAAUUUAGGCAACGCAGCCCUUCCAACCCAGUCUUGUAAUCAGCUUAAAGUUGUGGAAUCUAUGAUACCGUCAAAGUUAGAUACCAUCAUGCCUGCGGUGAAGAACUCCAUUAGUUUUUCCUCUCAUACACCAAGCCUUCCAACAAUAUCCAAGAAAAAUCCUGUUGGCCGACCUGUUCGACACAUGGGGCCACCACCAGGGUUUGGUCCUGUGCCACCCAAGCCGCAAGAUGAAGCCAAGAUUGAAAUAUCUGGGGGCGAUGAACAUCCUUUGUUGGAUGAUUAUACCUGGCUUGAUGGCUACGGACUGCCCUCAGCGAAUGCAAAUGAACUUAGUGGUGGACUGCCACAAACCAGUAAUGCUUUCUCUGCAGAUAGAAGUAACUGGAAUGCCAUCAACGGUUUUCCUUUCCCUGGCAAGCAGCUUCCUGGUACGCAGGUUGAGAUGGGAAACCUAAUGAAGCAGCAUCCUGUUCAACUUCUUGAGCAGCUGAAGCUCUUACAUGGACAGCAACCGCAGCAGAAUGUCCUGAUGGGCAGCAAUGUGCCUGCGCCACUUCAGGAGCAGCACAAGGGACAGUCGCUGUGGUCGGGACAGUAUCUUGUGUGAAAUUUAUUCACAAAUAAUUGAGGUUUAUGCGGUCUCCAAAUCUAUUCCAACUCUCUUGCUAGAAGAUUCUCUGUCGUGGAGGUUGGCAUGCAGCCUAGUGUUUCCGAAGCUGACCUCCAGUGUUUUGUGGCCAUUGUCAAUGUUUUAUACUCUUCUAAUGGAGCACUGUUGGUCUUGCAAGAGAACUAUGUGCGCUUGCCUUUGAAAGGAUGUGGCCGCGUCACUGGUUGAAGUUGGGAAAAGCUGAGCAAACUUGGGAGCUGAACGAGAUCUUGAACGUAACAGAAGACCUGGUAGUAUACCUAACAGGUGGUUGGCGCGUUGAACAAUCACGAGUAAUAUGAAUCGUGAAGGUGAACUAAACAAAAGGGUUGGGCUUUAGGGUUCUGGGAAUUAACUAGACCUGGAUUGUGCUGAAAGCGGUUUAGGGGUCUUCGGCAGUUGCAGCAGCUAAGGGUUCUAUGGGAAGCCGAUUUGACACCUGAUACAACAGUGGAGGUGGAUGCAGAAUGGUGGUCCUGCUGGAUUUCUGUUGGCUUCAGCUGCAAAUGUGAACUUGGUGAUGUGUUAGGAACUAUAGGUGUGUGAAGUUGGGAACUCUCUCGGUGGUUUUGAAGUUAUGUUGUUGCGUUAUGGAGUAUUAUGUCGACGCUAGUUACAGCGUUUAAAACGUUCCAAAGAUUCUGUGGCUUUAAAUAAGGGGUACCAUUUUAUUGUUUAA
This is a messenger RNA of Nymphaea colorata (pocket water lily), 3835 nucleotides long. Its product is annotated as nonsense-mediated mRNA decay factor SMG7. The record is from RefSeq and is a predicted model, not a curated record. Gene Ontology annotation, cellular component: telomerase holoenzyme complex. The transcript is spliced from 8 exons. Gene Ontology annotation, biological process: nuclear-transcribed mRNA catabolic process, nonsense-mediated decay. Gene Ontology annotation, molecular function: telomeric repeat DNA binding; telomerase RNA binding; protein binding. Bases 220 to 3114 code for a protein of 964 amino acids. NCBI's taxonomy places the organism in Eukaryota, Viridiplantae, Streptophyta, Magnoliopsida, Nymphaeales, Nymphaeaceae.